AUGGCUAACGUUUUCCCCAUCAGUAGCAGCAGAAACAGAAGAUCAAUACGAACAACAACGGAAUCAAAACCCAAGAAUCUUACGGUGAAGAGGUCAGACUAUUCUUCUUCAGACAACAAUUACUCAUGCAAGAAACAUCCAAAGCACAGACAAUCUCCUGGAGUAUGUUCCCUUUGUCUCAACGAGAGUCUCUCCACAUUGUCUCUCGAUUUCUGUGACAUUAGUUCAAGCAUGAGCUCGUCUUCUUCAAGAAAUGUCGAUAAAACAGUGUCGUCCUCCUCAGCCUCUUCUUCGGAUUCAGAAUCAGAAUCAGAGUAUUCUUCUUAUUACUCUUCGGUCUCUUCUUGUUUAUCUCCUCUGCAACAUCGAUACAGUGAGAUCGUCGUUAAUAAGAAGAAAAAGAAACAUCCCAAGAAACAAAAUUUCCUCUCCAGAUUAUUUCUGUAA
This is a messenger RNA of Arabis nemorensis, 447 nucleotides long. NCBI's taxonomy places the organism in Eukaryota, Viridiplantae, Streptophyta, Magnoliopsida, Brassicales, Brassicaceae. The record is from the annotation of a GenBank genome assembly.